Molecule: messenger RNA, 894 nt
Organism: Theobroma umbraticum
Lineage: Eukaryota; Viridiplantae; Streptophyta; Magnoliopsida; Malvales; Malvaceae
Source: RefSeq, a predicted model, not a curated record
UUAAACCAAUACACAUCUGAUCUAGCUAAAAACUAAACCAACUUAUAAAGCAAGCGUUAGCAACUUCAUGAUCAGCUUAUCCCUCCAAGAUAUGGAUUCUUCCUUCCUUGAAAGCCUGAAUUCAGAGUUCCUGCUAGAAUCUCAGCAAGAUUUGUUAGAAUCUUUCUCACCGAAUAAUGAGCUUUUCCUCGACCAAGAUUUCCUUUCAUUUGACAUUAUAGACUCCAAAGAGUUGCCUUCCCAAGAUGCUACUCUUUGUCAUCAUGGGUCAAGAGAAUCAUCAAACUCUUCCUGUGGAUUAAUUGUUGACGAAGAACAUGUAGUUUCCAGUGCCAAGAAACGAGAAGAGCAACAACCCAAGGAGGAAAAAUCAUACAGAGGGGUAAGGAAGCGACCUUGGGGAAAAUACGCGGCGGAGAUUAGGGAUUCAACAAGGCAUGGCAUUCGGGUUUGGCUUGGAACAUUUGACAGCGCAGAGGCGGCUGCUUUAGCUUAUGAUCAAGCAGCCUUAUCGACACAAGGGCCCAAGGCUGUACUCAACUUUCCUGUUGAAAGAGUCCGGGAAUCGCUUCGGAACAUGAAUUACUACUGCAAGGAUGGCGCCUCACCGGCAGUAGAACUAAAGCAGAGGAAUUAUGUACAAAGAACAUCAAUGGCCAGGAAAAAUAAAAAGAAGCAGUCACAAGCGAAGAAUGUGGUCGUCUUAGAAGAUUUAGGAUCUGAAUAUUUGGAAGAACUUUUGAGCUCAUCUCAAAGUACUAGCUCUUGUUAAAAGAAAAAUUAGCUUGUUGAAUCUGUCAUUUGCAACAAUGUCUGGUAUCAUAUGCCUGCCUUGCUUGCCACCAUGAUUUGUUUUUUCUUUUCUUCUUAUUUAUGCAAUAAUUACCAAGAUAG